Messenger RNA from Cryptotermes secundus, 3751 nucleotides. It is a transcript of the gene beta-Man, whose product is annotated as beta-mannosidase. Gene Ontology annotation, biological process: carbohydrate metabolic process; glycoprotein catabolic process. Bases 270 to 3005 code for a protein of 911 amino acids. The record is from RefSeq and is a predicted model, not a curated record. Lineage: Eukaryota; Metazoa; Arthropoda; Insecta; Blattodea; Kalotermitidae. Gene Ontology annotation, molecular function: beta-mannosidase activity. The transcript has 3 exons.
ACGUUCGGUCACGUUAUCAUAAAAAAGAAGUUACUAGAUUGUGUUUACUAAAGACAUCCGGUAUUCAUGCACUCUUGAGCUCUUGAGACUUUUGAACAAUUUGAAUGUUCCGAUGGCAGAGAGUAGAUGUGACUGAGGUACACGGAUUGCGUAAACAUUAUUACGAACUAAAUCGUUGAGCUUAGUCUUGCUUGAUAAGCAGCCAGUUCGCAGACACUACAAAUUGUUUUUCCAGGGUCACAGUGCGGAACGGCUUCAGGGCUGCCUUUAUGCAACACAAAGUUGAGGCAGUGGUGACUCGAUCAGCCAUGAUCAGAACCAUAACACUGAUUGCUGCAUUACUCUGCACUUCUAUAUACAGUGAAACAGCUAUACAUAGCCUUGACUCUUCCUCAACAGACAGUGCAUGGACUGUCAGAAAUGCAAAUGGAAGUAUUGAAGUACCAGCUGUAGUUCCUGGUGGCAUCUACACAGACUUGAGGGCAGCAGGUGUACUGACGCAAGACAUCUACUAUCGCUUCAAUGAUAUUAAUUAUCGAUGGGUCAGCAGGGAAAAUUGGACAUACAGUCGAAAUUUUAUAGUGGAAGAAGAGUUUAUACAAAUGGAUCAGAUAUUCCUGGUCUUUCAUGGUGUUGAUACAGUUGCAUCAGUCUAUCUCAAUGAUAAGCAUAUUGGCAACACUGACAAUAUGUUUGUUCGGUAUUCAUUUCCUGUUAAGUCAGUCGUCCAAAGAGGGGAGAACAGACUUGAGGUGAGGUUUGAAUCAUCAAUAACUGCAGCUGAGCAGCAAUAUCAGAAACAAGCCUUGACUUAUCCAGUGCUACCCACAUGUGUUCCUGAUGAAUAUCGUGGGGAAUGUCAUGUAAACCAUCUCCGAAAGAUGCAGGCAUCAUUUUCAUGGGACUGGGGACCUGCUUUUCCUUCUGCUGGUCUAUGGAAGAAAGUUGUACUGUAUGCAUUUGUUAGUGAUGUUGCUAUACUCCAGGAAGUGACAGCAAGUGCAAAGCUAAUAGAUAACACUUGGCUCUUACAAAUAGGAAUAUUUCUUGAGGCUGGAAAGGACAUCCUUCAGAUAAGCGGUAAAUUUGAAGCCAUUUUGGAACUUGAUGUGAUUCCAGUAACUGAGGAGGCAGUACUCUUACCAAAUGAACCUGGGCAAUUCAACACAACUCUCUACAUGCAGAUUCCAAAGGAUAAGGUUGAACUGUGGUGGCCCAAUGAACUUGGUUCUCAGAAGCUUUAUAACUUAUCUGUUAGAGUGAAAGACAAUAAUGAUUACAUAUAUGGACAGAUGUCAUUAAAAAUUGGUUUCAGAACUAUUGAACUAGUACAGGAGCCAGUGGAAUCAGGAGAAGGUCUCACAUUUUACAUUAAAAUAAAUAAUGUACCAAUAUUUUCUAAGGGUUCCAACUGGAUUCCAUCCCAUGUUCUACCAGAAAAGUCAGCGGAUCCGGACAUCAUUUAUACGCUGUUGUCAUCAGCCAAAGCAGCUCACAUGAAUAUGCUACGAGUGUGGGGGGGAGGCAUGUAUGAGUCAGAUCUUUUCUACCAGUUGGCAGAUGAGUUGGGCAUCUUAAUAUGGCAAGAUUUCAUGUUUGCCUGCAGCCUAUACCCCACAAAUUCUGAAUUCCUCCAAUCUGUUAAAAAAGAAGUGACACAGCAAGUGCGUCGGCUUCACCAUCACCCAAGUGUUGUAAUAUGGGCAGGUAACAAUGAGAAUGAAGCUGCUCUAAGAGAUAAUUGGUAUGGCUCAAGCAGCAGAUUUGACCUCUACAAAGCAGAUUAUAUUAAAUUGUAUGUGGAUACUAUUCGACCUGUGGUGCUGGCUGAAGAUAGUACUCGUCCCUACAUUGUGUCCAGUCCAACCAAUGGGAUUGAAUCUGAGAGGGAGGGCUACAUAGCUGAAAAUCCAUACAGCUCUCUAUAUGGAGAUGUGCAUUAUUACAACUACAUAGCUGAUGCAUGGAAUCCUAAUAAUUAUCCAAAUACUCGCUUUGCAUCAGAGUAUGGGUUUCAGUCAUUCCCAUCACUAAAAUCUCUGUCUGAAGUUUCCAUACCGUCUGACCUGAUUAUGCAGUCUGCAUUCAUUGAUCACCGCCAACACCAUCCUGGUGGAAAUUCUGAAUUAAGACUUGAGAUACUACAGCAUCUGCAACUUAGAAACUAUGAAACUCCAGAAGAAGAAUUUCCAACUUUCAUUUAUUUUGCUCAGAUAAACCAAGCUAUGUCCAUCAAGACAGCAACAGAGUUCUACCGCCGAGGACGGAGCCUGCUUACGUCAGAUGGCCAAGGGGUAACUAUGGGUGCUUUAUACUGGCAGCUGAAUGACAUCUGGCAGGGAGCAUCUUGGUCUUCUUUAGAAUUUGGGGGAAAGUGGAAGAUGCUACACUAUUUUGCACGCAAUUUCUUUGCACCAGCUCUUGUAUCACCUUCUGUAACAACUGAUGGGGACUUACAAAUUCAUCUUAUAUCAGACUACUUGGAAGAUAAGGAAACAAUGCUGCGAGUAUCAGUAUAUAGGUGGAACAGUCUUGACCCUGUACAUCAGAGAUCCAGCGCCCACACAUUACACAACGCAUCAGUCACUAAAGUGUUCAGUGGGAACCUUCAGACCUACCUGAAUAAUGCUGGAUGUGAGCAGAAUGCUGUAAAGAGUUGUUUUCUGCAUUUUUCACUGUUUUCAGAAAAUGGAGACAAUAUAAGUCCAGAUAAUUUUCUGUUCCCAGGAUCUCUCAAAGAACUGACUGACUUUGAAGCUGCAACUAUUACUAUAAAAUCUGUUACACCUGGGAGAGAAGCCAACACUUUUGAGAUUACAAUAGAAACUAAUAGAGUCGCUCUGUUUGUUUGGUUAGAAGCAAGUGAUAUUCCUGGAGAGUUUUCAGACAAUGGUUUCUUACUGAUUACUCAAACUUGGAAGGUUGAAUUCAAUGCAAAGGAGGAGGUGACAAGUGAGCAGCUGAAGGGUAACAUUACCAUUAUAUCUCUUGCAGAUACAUACUGAACAGUGAAUAACAACAUUAAUUUAAAUUAUGAUUUAUGAACAUAUUAAGUUGAGCAGCUUCAAGUUUUGUGAAACAUGUAUCUGUAGAAUUUAGAGAUGUUAAAUAAAUGCUCCUAUUUACAGUUAAAGGUUAAGAAUAAAUGAUUCUUUGGGGAAGAAAAACAAAAUAGGACACCAAUGAAAUAAGAAAUAGUAAACUUGCACCUUGAUAUGAUGGUACAAGCUCCAAGAUCAGUUUGAUAAUCCUGCAAGCUGUAUAAAAUAAAAAUCAUUGCGACAGUGACAAUAACAACCAACAAGGGAAACUAUUAAACUUAAUUCUGGCUAUUGACCAUAUUAUGUUCAUAUGUUUUCUGCAGUUCCAAUGUCUACAAUUCAGCAGAGGUGAAAGCACUGAUAAACAUGGAAAAGAACUGUACCCAGGUCCAGCCAUGAAGUGAACCCAGGAUUCCUUGAAUGAGAAUCCAUUGGUCUGAGACCACAUACCAUCACAUAAUUAAGAACAAAAUUAAUUGCCUAACAUGAUAAGUAAGUUACAAUCAACUUGAGAUAGAAACAAAAUCAAUAUGCAUCUACUAAAAUAAUUCGGCAAAGUUACUCAUCUCAGUAAAUAAAGUUAUAAAAUACAGCUUUUCUAGUUAUUCUGCUUUUUCACACAUUUAUAAACAUGACACUAAUAUGAAGACUAUAAACCUUCCCAGGUAUAGAGAACUAUUUUAUGUUAAAGAAAAUAUAUCUUCAACAUA